AGACGUGUCCUACUGACAACAAACACAAAUACGAGGGUGCGAGAGCUGGGAUAAAGAACAAAACACUGACAUUUCUGCAGCUAAAACUACUACUUGUGUCGUCGAGUGGAUUUCACAAAGGACAUUGACUGUAAGCAGAGCGAGUACGUGCUACCCAAGUUCGGACCGAUGUGGAAACCUCUGGGCGUUAUCGUCCAGGCUGCCAUGGUUACGCCGUAAAAGGGUAGUAUUUAUUGUAACAUUUGUGAUUUCAACGUAAUUGAGAUCAUGGGUUCCAGGCUCAGCCGCCAAAACAGUCUCGACAACGAGAAUUUUUCAAGGAGGCGACGGAAACAUCUCGACAGUACGGGAGAAAGCGAUCGGAGCGGAGACUUCUUGUUUACAUCCCUGAUGCCCAGGUCGGAUAAGCUGCCGGGGAUGCUGAGGAGAGCCAACCACAGCCCGUAUGUCAGACGAGUCGCCUGGGUCCGAGAGAUUCAGAAGCUCCUUCGGGAGAGGAAGAGAGAAGACGCGACGGACGUGCUCAAACUGUUGAGGAAGGACCUGGGAUUAGAGGGUACAUCACUCAAUGAUAUCCUCUAUAAGAACACAUCCUUUCUAAACCUGGUGGACCCCAUAUCUCAUGAGCUCCUGCUGAGCCUGGCUAGAGACAUGCAGUGCCCAAAGAAGGUGGGAUUUGUGCCCACUGAUACCCAGUUCACUAAAGGAAUUAUGCAAAUUAGUCUUAAAACAACACUUCAGAAGAAGCUCUGCAGUGACUCUGUGGACCUGUCUGGCAUCCCUUUAUCAACUCGCGACAUACGGCAUGUGGCGUAUUACCUCCAGACCAGUGGGGGCGCUGUGAUAUCCGUAGAUCUUAGUUUCACUGAGCUCCGGGACGAGGGCCUACGUCUACUUCUGCCCUUCCUGGGUGCAUUGCUCAAACUCACAACACUGGCUCUCAAUGGGAACCGUCUGACUCUUGGCAUCCUUAAAGAUCUGACUGAAGCCCUCAAAGAUUCCAAGAAGUUCAGUUGUCUUGCCUGGGCUGACCUGGGCAACAACGUGGACAUAUUUACCAUGCCACAGCCUCUUCUGGUGGCCCUACGGCGACGCUGUAGUCUAAAGGGCAGUCUGCCCACCAUCUAUGAGUACACAGAGGGUCAGCCCUAUUGCUACCACAUGGAGAGCUCCAUUGAAGAACCCAGCCACUAUGAAGAAGAGGAGGAUGAAGACGAUGAUGAGGAAGAGGAUCUGGAGCCAUGGAGCAUCGGGGAACAGAAAAGUUCAGCUCCAUGACCUUCCCAUUGUGGUUAUGUGUGAACCAACAGCAUCACAUUUAAAGAGCCAACUAACCACCUGAACACGGCAAACGGUGAAACACGCUGGUUUGAAAUUCUCUCAAAGCUUCACCAUUGACUUACUGUAUUGGCAGAUGACGCUCCUUGACUCGAGGUGGGGGUUCAUUGGUGGGGGCCACAGAGAGUCGCGUAAAAGAUGCUUUCUUACGCCCCUCUUCGGUCACGAAUGA
Molecule: messenger RNA, 1510 nt
Organism: Sinocyclocheilus grahami
Lineage: Eukaryota; Metazoa; Chordata; Actinopteri; Cypriniformes; Cyprinidae
Product: leucine-rich repeat-containing protein 75B-like
Exons: 6
Coding region: 268-1278 (336 amino acids)
Source: RefSeq, a predicted model, not a curated record